UAUGACAAACAUAAUCAUCACCUAAUCCAUAUCCAGGCACAAGUACCUGCUAAGUACAUAUAUCUUUUUUAUAAUCUGAAAACUUUUGAACAACCCAAAUGAAACUUGCCUAAAUAGUACAGUAAGUAUGAACAAAAUAACCAUAUAUCAAAAUAAUAUAUUGUGGCAGAAAAGCUAUGAGAACAUAGGUGUGGACAAGCUGAACAACAGCCAGGAUGAGCAACUAUUGAUUGUAUAUUGUGCUAUCUAAUCAUACACACUAAUUCUUUAUUAGUCAUAAGAUCCUCACGGAAUAUUAAUAACCAUUUUUUAUAUUAACCAUAUUAUCAGCCAUUGACUUUGUGAUGGUUGCAGAUUUAUACACACUAUUCCAGCUGGAUGCUUUCAUUUAUAUUGCAUAUCAACUAAGAUUUUCUGUCACAUUCAUCUUCAUCCUGACCAAGCCAUUUUUUUCAGACUGCUAUGAGAGGAUUAAUUUAUAGCGGCGAAGCCAUAAUUUUCUUAUCUUGCAUUAUAUUUUCGACUUUGGUAGCAAAUUCCUCUGCAGGAGAUACCAUAUCUGCAAAGCAAGGUCUCAGAGAUGACAUGAAUUUGACCAUUGUAUCAGCUGGUGGAAUGUUUGAACUGGGAUUUUUCAGUCCAGGUCAUUCUACAAAUCGGUACAUAGGGAUAUGGUACAAAAAUAUAGCGAAUAGGACGGUAGUGUGGGUAGCCAACAGAGGGAUUCCAGUUCGUGAUAAUUCAGGAGUGUUGAGAAUCAAUGUCAAUGGGAGUUUAGUCCUGGUUGAUGGUAGUGAUCUUGUGAUUUGGUCAUCAAAUUCAUCUAGCUCCGCGGUUAAUCCAGUGGCACAGUUACUGGAUUCAGGAAAUCUUGUUGUGAAAUAUGGUAAAGAGGCUGAUCCUGUGAAUUUUUUGUGGCAGAGUUUUGAUCAUCCUACAGAUAGUCUUCUGCCAGGCAUGAAGCUUGGAUGGGAUUUGGUCACAGGACUAAACACGUACCUAACGUCUUGGAAAAGUGCCGAUGACCCUUCUCCAGGUAAUUACACGACAAGGGUUAACCGUAAUGGAAUUCCACAGUUACUUGUAUUAAGAGGUACAAACGUGCAAUUCAGAUUUGGACCAUGGGAUGGUGUACAAUUUAGUGGCUCAUCACUGUCUAUACUUGAUCUAAGUUUUAAUGUAUUUCCUGUUUACAAUCAGAAAGAAAUUACGGUAUCGUUUGAUGUUGUUAAUAGUUCUAUUGCUAUGAGAGUCGUGUUGAAGCUGAGUGGAGAAGCACAAUUUGUUAGAUGGUCUGAUGCUACUCAAAAUUGGGAAGCAUAUAGUACUGCAGAGAGGGAUGCCUGUGAUCGCUAUGCAUUAUGCGGGCCAUAUGGUAGUUGUAAUAUUGCGCAAGCCCAGUUAGGUAAGAGCAUCUGCGGAUGUUUAAAAGGAUAUCAGCCUAAAUACCCAGAAAAAUGGAGAUUAACAGAUUGGUCAGAUGGAUGUGUCCUGAAAACUCCAUUUGGUUGCGGUACUGGGGACAGGUUUGUGAGGUACUCUGGCCUGAAAUUGCCAGACACAAGUCGGACGUGGUUUAAUCCAAACAUGAACCUGGAGGAGUGUGAAAGUACUUGUAUUAAGAAUUGCUCUUGUAAAGCUUACUCUAAUAUAGAUAUCAGAGAAGGUGGGAUUGGAUGCAUGAUGUGGAUUGGCGAUUUGAUUGAUAUCAGAAACUAUAGGGAAAAUGGGCUAGAUCUUUAUGUAAGAAUCAGUGCGUCAGAGGCAGCGGGGAGCUUAGAAGGGAAAAGGCGAGUCAGAAACAUAAGCAUUUCUCUGUUAGUAGUACUAACAGUGCUAGUAGGCCUAUAUGUGAUUCAUGCAUUAAGGAAGAGGAUGCGAAGGAUAAGAGGAAUAGUACUACUCCCUCAAGAACGAAUUGGUACCACAGAAAACGACGAGCCUUAUUUUGAUUUACCUCUCUUUGAUGUCAUGCUAAUUGCCAAGUCUACCAACUUUUUCUCACCAAAGAAUAAGCUUGGUGAAGGCGGAUUUGGCUCUGUAUACAAGGGAACUCUAGACAAUGGACAGGAAGUAGCAGUUAAGAGGCUUUCGAAGGAUUCAAAACAAGGUAUAAAUGAGUUCAAGACUGAAGUUUCAUUUAUAGCCAAACUUCAGCAUCGAAAUCUUGUGAGGCUUCUUGGAUGUUCUAUUGAGGAAGGGGAAAUGCUGUUGAUUUACGAAUACAUGCCAAACAAAAGUUUAGAUUCCCUAAUAUUUGACAAAGAACUAAGCAAGUCCUUGGAUUGGCCAAAACGCUACAACAUCAUAAAUGGCAUAGCCAGAGGAAUUCUGUAUUUACAUCAGGAUUCUGCACUGAGGAUCAUUCACAGAGAUCUAAAAGCCAGCAAUAUCUUGCUCGAUCGUGAGAUGAAUCCAAAAAUAUCUGAUUUUGGGAUGGCUAGAAUUUUGGGAGGAAGUGGAAGGAUUACAAAUACAACAAAAGUGGUUGGGACAUUCGGUUAUAUGUCUCCAGAGUAUGCCCUCGAUGGAAUAUUCUCCCUCAAAUCUGACGUUUACAGCUUUGGUGUAUUAUUAUUAGAAAUAGUAAGCGGCAGAAGGAUGAAAGGAUUUUAUGAUCCAGACCCAAACCUUAACCUUCUUGGCCAUGCAUGGAGGCUGUAUCAAGAGGGAAAUCUGGUGAAUUUGAUUUCAAGUGCGAUUGUGGAGUCAUAUGAUGAGUCAGAAGUGUUGCGAUCAAUACAAAUUGGUUUACUUUGUGUGCAGCCAUAUCCUGAAGAUAGGCCGACAAUGUCAUUUGUGGUUCUGAUGCUGAGUAGUAACAUUGAGCUGCCUAGUCCGAAGCAGCCUGGUUUUUUUAUCGACAGAAAAGCUCAGGAAUCAGAUUCUUCGUCUAGCCAAUACUUUGAUAUUUCUCUAUCCAAGAGAUUGACAAUGCAAAUAGCUCCACUUAGUUGAUCAAGUCGUAGAUUUUCUUGCGGGCAUUUUAUACUGAUACAUAAUGACAGUGCUUGUACAUAUUGCAUUACAGAAGUACUGGGAGGAAGUUAUAGUAACUGUAGCAUAGCAUCUUAUGAUAUCUGCUUUUACUUGUUACAUCCGAAAAAGAGAGCCAAAGCCUUCCAAACUUACCGAGAUUGAUAAGAUGUAGCCUAUUUGAUCUCCAUUGCAGUGAUGCAGAGAAGGAAAUGAACAAUGAAAAACUGUAUAUUGAA
This is a messenger RNA of Daucus carota subsp. sativus, 3215 nucleotides long. Its product is annotated as G-type lectin S-receptor-like serine/threonine-protein kinase At4g27290. Gene Ontology annotation, biological process: recognition of pollen; protein phosphorylation. Bases 463 to 2958 code for a protein of 831 amino acids. The transcript has 6 exons. Lineage: Eukaryota; Viridiplantae; Streptophyta; Magnoliopsida; Apiales; Apiaceae. The record is from RefSeq and is a predicted model, not a curated record. Gene Ontology annotation, molecular function: ATP binding; protein serine/threonine kinase activity.